GAUUACCGGAUAUUGUAACAGGUCUUUUGUUUGGGUUUGGGACUGGUGUGAUUUCAUUAUUCAUUUUAGUUUAAUUAUCUUGGGGGUUAUUAUUCAUGUAAAUACCCUUUUGGUUUUCUUUUUUUCUUGUUGCUUUUUAACUUUUUGUUUUGUUUUGUUUUUACUUUUUAACUCCGCUUCUUGCGUCUCGAGGAAUUUGUAUGUGCUAUACUGCGAGUUGUAUAUCGCAGUUCUAACCCGCGCGAAUGAAGUCAAGACAUGUACGGUCUAUUUCGGGGCUUUUGUUGGGUGGUGGGACUGGGAUUUUGGCUUCGGAGUCAUGCUCAGGAAACUUAAACAUAUCCUCUCAAUCCGACGCCGACGGCCUCAAAGACUGCGAAACCAUUAACGGUCCCCUAACUAUCUCCUCCUCCGCCAGCGGCACCAUCAGUAUCCCCGAAGUCCAGGACAUCAAAGGCCCGUUUACGAUUGAGGGAUCGUCGAAUCUCAAUGCCGUCACCGCCAGCAAUUUGGAAACCGUCAGUGGGCCGCUCACGAUCACCGGUAAUGGCGCGUUGAAUAGUGUUUCGUUGUCGAAUUUGCAGAAUGUCGGGGGUGAGCUGAGGAUUCAGGGGAAUGAGGGGUUGAAGGAGGUGAGGUUGGAUGAUUUGGAGAGGGUUAAUGGGAAUUUGGUUCUGAAUGGGGAUUUUGAUCGCAUAUCGCUUGGGAAUCUGGAGAAUGUCUACGGUCAAACGACGAUUCAGAGUUCGGGCUCAUUUCAAUGCUCAAGUCUGGAUAAGCUUGUGUCGGAUAAGAAUGCUUUCAGGGGCUCGUUCUCUUGCAAUGAGAAAGGGUCGGGUCUUAGCGCCGGCGCGAAGGCUGGUAUUGCGAUUGGUGUUAUUGUCGGUGUUAUUCUCGUCGUGCUCCUCAUCUGGCUUUGUAUGCGUCGACAAAAGAGGCAAAAACGGAAGGAUGCCGUCCUCGCUGGACUCACUGCUGCUGGCGCCGCGGGGGCGGUCGGGAAGGAUGUCGAGAAAGCUGAGAAUAAAGCACCUACUGCAGUGUCGAAUAACUCUCCGUCCAGUCAAGAACCGCCGAGUCCGCCGUCCGAUACCGAGGUGGUGGCUGCAAGUACUAUACCGAGAAAACCUGUUUCUCCGCCGCCGCCGGCACCGGUACCUGCAGCGUUGGUGCCCGGCGAUCGGUCAUCGACGGUGCUUUCAAAUUCGGAUGACCCGUCCUUGUUUCUGCGGCCGAUACCGAGAAGGAGACCGUCUGAGUCGGAGGUCCCCAUGCUGGAUAGUGAGAACGUGCAUGAGGCGCCGCCGCCGGAAGUUGGGAGGCAGCAGGAGGGGUUGUUUGAGCUGGAUGCUGGGCCUGUGAGUGGUAAGCAUCAGCAGGCUAUACAUCACGAUUGAUCAGUGAUCUUUUCUUUAUGUGCAAUGAUAAUAAUGAUACCUUUUUGUUUUUUUUUUUUUU
This is a messenger RNA of Aspergillus caelatus, 1458 nucleotides long. RefSeq names its product putative GPI-anchored cell wall protein Pst1. Bases 246 to 1397 code for a protein of 383 amino acids. Gene Ontology annotation, biological process: fungal-type cell wall organization. Gene Ontology annotation, cellular component: plasma membrane; fungal-type cell wall. The record is from RefSeq and is a predicted model, not a curated record. Lineage: Eukaryota; Fungi; Ascomycota; Eurotiomycetes; Eurotiales; Aspergillaceae. The transcript is spliced from 3 exons.